AUGAAGAAACAAGAAUUACUAUGUGAUCAUAAAACUGGUUGCAUACAAGGUUCGAGUAACAUUUCAACAGAACCAGUAUCAUCACCUUCUACCGUAUCGACAAUAAUAGCAGCCUUUACAUCAGAAUCUGUAUGGUUUACCACUGAAAUCCAAACGGAAAAUGGAGUAGAGGAUGACAAUAUACAUUCAACAAUCUAUACAAGUAGUAGUUUUGAAAAAAAAGAAACAACGACGUCUAUGUCUACUAAAAAGGGUUUACUCGAAAGAGAAAUUGUAAUUUAUUCGUUAAGUGCAGCUGUACUUGUACUCUUUAUAUUACUAUGUACAGCAUGCCAGCAACGAUACCAAAAAGUCUAUGGCAAUUUAAAGAAAUACCAGACAAGCAAGAGAAGAAGGAGAAAUAUACAAGAAAAUCCAUUACCGGAAAUUCCACUAGAAGACAUUGAAGGGGUGUAUGACGUAAUUGAUGAAUUGAAUAUGAUAAAUGACUUUGAAAACGUUAUGGAUAGCAACUUUAGCUCAGAAAGUGAAACAAAUGGAGGUUAUGUUCAACCAGAUAACAACGGUUAUCUAACUCCAUAUCAACCUGUUGAUGAAGAUUCAAAUACAAGUAACAUCAAUGACAUUAAAUCGGUAUCUUUACAGACACCAAACGCAAAUGGGGAUGCUAUAAGUGAUCACGUAUCCAUUACAUCAAGCUCAGGCGUACAUGGUAGAAAAUGUAGCAAUAUAAACACGAACCGACCGCUUGAUCACCCUGUAGAUACUCAAGACUAUAUAUCUACACAUUCAUCGGAUUUGGAAACAAUAUCAAGGGAAUCUGGAUAUUUGAAUCCAUACCAGCCCAUGAUUCCAGCCACGGAUUUACAUGAAUAUAAAUAUGUCAUUGGUUUUUCCGACGGAUCUGGUUCCUCGUUGUCAGAAACAUCUACUAAAGAAAUUGGAGCUUAUAUUUCAAAUCCUUAUCAGGAUUUAACAUCUGAAAUCGAUACCCAUGACUACAUAUAGCCAUAUGUUUCUAUUGUGAUACUGUUUUAUUUGUGACGUGCAAAGAUCCCGUUGAGCAGAUAACGAUUCACCGAAUGAUAAACACCCUUUUUACUAACAGGUUUGCUUCAAUCGAAAACUAUCAUCUUCUCAUCUGAAAAUAAUUUAAUUUUGAAAGAAAAAAAAUAGACAAUGUUCAAUAGAUGUGGGGGAAUCCUUAAAACGUUUGAAUUGUUAUCUUAAAAAAAAACGGUUUAAGUUUAAGCUCAAAAGAAAUGGCUUUUGAAAACAAAGAUUUCGAAUAAUAAUUUAAAAUGAAACAUGCCUUAACUACGAAAUUUUUUCAACGUACAACAAAAGAUUGAGAUUUUGAAUAGCAUACGAAUUAAUUACAUUCAAUCACUGUCAUAA
Mytilus trossulus (common blue mussel) is the source of this 1398-nucleotide messenger RNA. RefSeq lists its product as uncharacterized. Bases 1 to 1008 code for a protein of 335 amino acids. The record is from RefSeq and is a predicted model, not a curated record. The transcript is spliced from 4 exons. Lineage: Eukaryota; Metazoa; Mollusca; Bivalvia; Mytilida; Mytilidae.